This is a messenger RNA of Cydia splendana, 822 nucleotides long. Its product is annotated as farnesol dehydrogenase-like. NCBI's taxonomy places the organism in Eukaryota, Metazoa, Arthropoda, Insecta, Lepidoptera, Tortricidae. Bases 160 to 612 code for a protein of 150 amino acids. The record is from RefSeq and is a predicted model, not a curated record. The transcript has 4 exons.
UGUUUACACAUAUCGGGGAAAAACAUAAGCAGACAGUGAACUCACUUCUUGAGGCAUUGCAUGGCCUGUUGUAGCUCAUAUAAAGCAAAUCAUUGAAAUUAGUGUGUAGUGUGUGUUGGGAGACUGUGGUUACCUAAAAUAUUUUGAGGAACUUGUACCAUGGAGCGAUGGGUGGGACAGACCGCGAUUGUGACUGGUGCUGGGUCAGGCAUCGGUGCUGCUACUGCGGCUGCUUUGGCCGAGGCGGGUCUGAGGGUCGUCGCUGUCGACAUAGCCAGUGAGAACGCUAUCACCGAUUACCUGAGUCCGCUGUUGAAGCCCGAAUCUCUGAAGAACGUGAUCCCGAAGCAGGUGGAUGUGACGGACCACAAGCGCCUCGAAGAGCUGUUUUGCUGGAUUGACAAGUUUGGGGGCGUGAGCGUCCUCGUCAGCUGUGCUGGGGUCAUGUUCCCUGGGCAAGUCACUGACGUGGGCAAAGACGUCGUGAGCGCGGAAAAGCUGAUCCGAACGCUAGACGUGAACACCAAAGGGGUGAUCCUGUGCUCUAAGUUUGCUGUCGCCUCCAUGAAAAAGCGAGGCAUCGACGGCCACAUCGUCAACAUUAACAGGUAACAAUACUCACAAUUACUCAGAAACUGAUCCGGACGCUGGACGUGAACACCAAAGGGGUGAUCCUGUACUCCAAGUUCGCUGUCGCGUCCGUGAAGAAGCGAGGCAUCGAUGGCCACAUCGUGAACAUUAACAGGUAACAACUGAGAAACUGAGCCGAACGCUGGACGUGACCACCAAAGGGAUGAUCCUGUGCUCCAAGUUCGCUGUCGC